GCCGCGCGAUGACCCGGAUGUAGUUUGUCUCAACUUUAUAUCCCACAAUCCCUCUCUUCCUUCUUCCUCUUUCUCCUCCGCAGCAAUGUCUAAGAGAGGACGUGGUGGUUCUUCUGGAGCCAAGUUCCGCAUCUCACUGGGUCUCCCAGUGGGAGCAGUCAUCAACUGCGCUGACAACACAGGUGCCAAGAACCUGUACAUCAUCUCUGUGAAGGGCAUCAAGGGACGUCUGAACCGUCUGCCCGCUGCAGGAGUCGGUGACAUGGUCAUGGCCACAGUGAAGAAAGGCAAACCAGAACUCAGGAAGAAGGUGCAUCCUGCGGUGGUAAUACGGCAGCGGAAGUCGUAUCGGCGAAAAGAUGGCGUUUUUCUCUACUUUGAAGACAAUGCAGGGGUCAUAGUGAACAACAAAGGAGAAAUGAAAGGUUCAGCCAUCACAGGACCAGUGGCCAAAGAGUGCGCUGACUUGUGGCCCAGGAUCGCCUCCAACGCUGGCAGCAUCGCCUGAUCUGGAUACUCUGUUUUCAAUAAAGUGUUGUAAAAGAA
Molecule: messenger RNA, 546 nt
Organism: Cynoglossus semilaevis (tongue sole)
Lineage: Eukaryota; Metazoa; Chordata; Actinopteri; Pleuronectiformes; Cynoglossidae
Gene: rpl23
Product: ribosomal protein L23
Exons: 5
Coding region: 86-508 (140 amino acids)
Biological process (GO): translation
Cellular component (GO): cytosolic large ribosomal subunit; ribosome
Molecular function (GO): large ribosomal subunit rRNA binding; structural constituent of ribosome
Source: RefSeq, a predicted model, not a curated record